Messenger RNA from Notothenia coriiceps (black rockcod), 5357 nucleotides. It is a transcript of the gene fgfr4, whose product is annotated as fibroblast growth factor receptor 4. The record is from RefSeq and is a predicted model, not a curated record. Lineage: Eukaryota; Metazoa; Chordata; Actinopteri; Perciformes; Nototheniidae. Gene Ontology annotation, molecular function: fibroblast growth factor binding; fibroblast growth factor receptor activity; ATP binding. The transcript has 21 exons. Gene Ontology annotation, biological process: protein phosphorylation; regulation of bile acid biosynthetic process; positive regulation of kinase activity. Gene Ontology annotation, cellular component: plasma membrane; signaling receptor complex. The coding region runs from base 297 to 3119 and encodes 940 amino acids.
UUUAUAAGCUCGUUUUUCAGCCGGAUACACAACAGCCGAGAGGCGCUCACAGACUGCUUUUUGGGAAAGGCGAUAACAUAACUCCAAAUGAGGAUUUCAAUAUUCACUCGUAUCGCCCGGGACAAGGAGUGAUUUCCCCCCGGUACACUCAUCUCUGCGCGGACAGACCGGGAGGAAAGGAUCCAGAUUUAGAGACUUUCUCAAGUUUCCAAUGCCAGGGACCGGAGUUUGAAGCCAACUCCAGGCUUCCAACAAACAUAUCUACCUUUUUACGCAAGAAGAAACACGUGAAGAAGAUGGCGAGGGUCUGCACGUUCUGUGUUUUUCUGCUUUGUUUGAUGGAAACAGUCUCGGCCAGAGUCAUCGAUGAAGGAAGGACUAAAGGUCUGCAGGUUUCCAGGCCUCUGAUUAACCCAGGUUACCCAGAAAACACUACAGCUGUGGUGGGCGGUCAGGCGAAGCUGGUGUGUAAAAUCCACCGGCCGGCGUCCACCAAGGUGCAGUGGCUGAAGGCGGAGGUCAGCGAGAGCGUAACACCUACUCUCAGGGCUCUAACGCCUUUGCAGAUCAAUGCAUCAAAGCUCAACACUUUGCACCUGUCCAACAUCACUCUGGAGGAUGCAGGAGAGUACCUCUGCAUGGCUGAAGGAUCUCAUGCAGGACAGACAGUGCAGGCCAUGCAGGCGGCGUGGCUGGACGUCCUGCCUGGUAUCAUCCUUUCUAAAACUGAGGACUUGACUGUUGCUGAAAUCCCAUCAGAUGUUAUUGAGGACCUGAGUGAGGACACCACCGAGCAUCUUCUGAUCGAUCCGGGAAACGUCCUGAAGCUGCGCUGCGAUGCGAGCACCCGGCCCGGCAUGGCGGUCACAUGGUACAGGGAGGGGGUCCGAGUUCAGGCCACGCCUCGCUGCCAGAUCCGAGGCACCAUCAUGGAGAUCACAGACGUCACGUAUGAGGACUCUGGCGUUUAUGUCUGUGUUCUCCGGGGAACCAAAGAGCCUGUGAGGAACUUCACCAUCACUGUAGCAGACUCUAUGGGGUCAGGGGAUGACGAUGAAGACAAUGAUCUGGAGGACUCAUCAGCUGAGAUCGAAAACGACCAGGUUUACAUCUCAAGAGGUCCCUAUUGGACCCACACCCAGCGCAUGGAGAAGAAGCUGUACGCUGUUCCUGCAGGAAACACGGUGAAGUUUCGUUGCCCGGCUAUGGGAAGCCCCUUGCCGAGCAUCCGCUGGCUCAAAAACGGACGAGAGUUUAGAGGCGAGCACCGCAUCGGGGGCAUCAAGCUGAGACACCAGCACUGGAGCCUUGUGAUGGAGAGUGUGGUGCCUUCAGACAGAGGAAACUACACCUGCAUGGUGGACAACAAAUAUGGAUCCAUCACUCACAGCUACGUUCUCGAUGUCCUCGAGCGUUCCCCCCACAGACCCAUCCUGCAGGCCGGUCUCCCCGCCAACACCACAGCGGUGGUGGGCAGCGACGUCCAGUUCCACUGCAAGGUCUACAGCGACGCCCAGCCUCACAUCCAGUGGCUCAAACACAUCGAGAGGAACGGCAGCCGCUACGGUUCAGAUGGGACGCCCUACGUUCGAGUCCUCAAGACCGGCAGUCUGAACAUGUCCGAGGUGGAGGUGCUCUACCUGGCUAAAGUCACCAUGGAGGACGCAGGAGAAUACACGUGUCUGGCUGGAAAUUCAAUUGGAUUUGCUCACCAGUCCGCCUGGCUCGUCGUCCUUUCAGAGGAGGAAGCAGCAGACGCUCUGGACACCAUGGAGACCAAGUACACCGACAUCAUCAUCUACGCCUGUGGUUUCCUGGCUCUCAUCAUGGCCAUCGUCAUCGUGGUGUUGUGUCGAAUGCAGGUUCACCCCAGAAGGGAGCCGUUUGACGCACUUCCCGUCCAGAAGCUCUCCAAGUUUCCUCUUCGCAGACAGUACUCGGUGGACUCUAACUCAUCGGGGAAGUCCAGUGCGUCUCUGAUGAGGGUCGCUCGCCUCUCGUCCAGCUGCUCUCCGAUGCUCGCUGGAGUCAUGGAGUUUGAGUUGCCCUACGACCCCGUCUGGGAGUUCCCCAGAGAGAAUUUAACGUUGGGUAAACCUCUAGGAGAAGGCUGCUUUGGUCAGGUGGUCAGAGCCGAUGCUUACGGCAUCAACAAGGACUCUCCGGAUCCCGCCUCAACUGUGGCGGUUAAGAUGCUCAAAGACGACGCCACCGACAAAGACCUUGCAGACCUGAUCUCGGAGAUGGAGCUGAUGAAGGUGAUGGACAAACACAAGAACAUCAUCAAUCUGCUUGGAGUCUGCACACAGGAUGGCCCUCUGUAUGUGCUGGUGGAGUACGCCUCUAAAGGCAGUCUGAGGGAGUACCUGCGGGCGAGGAGACCCCCGGGCAUGGACUACACCUUUGAUGUGACCAAGGUGCCUGAAGAGCAGCUCACCUUCAAAGACCUGCUGUCCUGCGCCUACCAGGUGGCCCGAGGGAUGGAGUACCUGGCGUCAAAAAGGUGCAUCCACAGAGAUCUGGCAGCCAGGAACGUUCUGGUGACGGAGGACAACGUGAUGAAGAUCGCUGACUUCGGCCUGGCCAGAGGAGUCCACCAGAUCGACUACUACAAGAAAACCACCAACGGACGUCUGCCGGUGAAAUGGAUGGCACCCGAGGCUUUGUUUGACAGAGUUUACACACACCAGAGCGACGUGUGGUCUUUUGGCGUGUUAAUGUGGGAGAUCUUCACGCUAGGUGGCUCUCCGUACCCCGGUAUCCCCGUCGAGGAACUCUUCAAGCUGCUGAAGGAAGGACAUCGCAUGGACAAACCCUCCAACUGCACACAUGAACUCUACAUGAUGAUGCGAGAGUGCUGGCAUGCGGUUCCCACCCAGAGGCCGACCUUCAAACAGCUGGUGGAGGAGCUGGACAAAGUGCUGCUGUCCAUCUCUGACGAGUACUUGGACCUGUCGACGCCCUUCGAGCAGUAUUCCCCGUCGUGCGAGGACACGUCCAGCUCCUGCUCCUCUGACAACGACUCUGUUUUUACCCAUGAUGCCUUGCCCACCGACCCCUGCCUCCUGGGAUACCAAGACGUGCGCAACCGGAUAGACAUAAAGAAGACGCUCACAUAAACUCACCCACACACACAAAGACAUGAACACUACAACACAUCCCCUGGCGGCCAUAUUGGAGGUCCUCAGCUAAGUUAAGUUAAAGUUUAUAUUCAUGAAGUUUUCCUUGGACCUCCAUUAGGGCACCAGAUUAAGCCUUUAGAUAUAGACGAGCCUCAUCACACAUAAAGAAACAUGUAUGCACGCGGAGCACUGAGGCGUCAUUACAAGAUGAAGGAACACGUUUCAUUGAGGGCAAAGAAAGAGAGGACAAACAAAACGUGGUACUUUGGACUAUCAGCUCUGGCACUGUGCACAAGAACAGUUGUUAUCGUUGGAAAACUGCGGCACUAAACACCACAGAAGAAGACAAAAUCGCCUCGAAAUGCUUUCUUUGAUCAAGUUUCCCUCAGAGAGGUGACGGACAAUGACCUCCUCACACAACCCAAAACCAGGCGAGAAAGCUCGGUGGUAAAGACAUUUUUAUCAAACAAAAAAAAGAUUUAUUUUGCUACGGUAAAAAAAGAAGAAAGUGAUUGUUAAAUAUAAAUCUCUCUAUAUAAGAUUAUUUUACUUUUGUGUUGCUUAUUUAAAAAGAAAAAACAGUCUUAAAUCUCAGGAUCUCUUGUGCUAAGAAGUUGCUGUAGCGGCAGCAAAGUGCCUGAAUUUACGAUUUCCUGUGAAUAUAUUAGAAUAUUAAAAUAUUGUAUGUAAAUAUCAACAGCAGAAAAAAGACGAUUGCCUUUUAUAAAUUAUUUUGAUGACACAAAAAAUGAAGGUUAUUGGAGGGCGAAAGGAGAGAGGAAUUUUAAUCAAGUGCCAAACCUGUCUCAGCUGUCGUGUUUCAUUCCAAAAUAUUCAAUUCAGAAAAAAGAUUUGUACCCAAUUGUCCCAUCAAUUCAAACAUUGGAGUCACCCCAAAAUCCAGAAUAUUUGACGCUGUUAAAAAAUUGCUUUACUUCAGCAAAACGUGCCGAAAAACGACCAACAUUUUGACAGCUCAAACCUCAAAUAUGUGUGGUCAAACAUGAUGGAUUGAGUCUUUAAAAGAUUGUUACGUUUUGGAAUGAAACCCUGUAUUUGUCAUUUGGCCGUAAAUUGUUUUGACUUCAGCCAUCAGUGGUCGAAUACCAGAAGGAUUGUCCUUUCUUGUUGCUGUUGUUGGAGGAAAACCACCAAAAAUGUUCGAAUGCAUCGUUUAAAAAAAGUUCUCCAAGGUCAUCAACAUCAUUGAACAAUCACGUAAACUGUGAGACAACAUCACGUGGGGCUUCCUCCAACAACAGCUCCCAUUGUCACAGACAGUGUGUCCAGACUCUGAGAAGAGGACCAACGAUUCAGCCCAAAUCCACUGUCACUGUCCAAAGGAGGAGGAGGGGUGUGGGGGGGGGGGGGGGAACUGAAUGUGAAAGCCAGUGUGAUUGAUUUCAAAUAGAGGAGAAGGGGGAGGGAGCCUCCUUUGUCUAGCGGUAACCCUUCACCCUCCCAAUCUGCUGGCGAGGGGUCUUCAGGUCCGCAGCCUGCGCGGACAAUGAAGGCUUUGCAGGAUUAAUGGGUGUGACUACGGACCAGAGGGAGCUUUUUUUGUUGUGGGGUGGAGGUGGUGGUGGGGAUAGCUGGGGCUUGUGUGCAAAUGAAGAGGCUCUUAUUAUGGUAAUGUACCCUCUUCUGUCCUAAAAAGCCCCUAUCUGUAUCCCCACAGCAGCCCACCAUCUUUCAAAAUUACACACAUUUUAAUUCAGAUUUGCCACCAGGACCAGCUGCAGAAAAUUCCCAUGUGGGGUAAAACAGCCAAGACUUCGAAAUCUGAACAUUGAGACAAAAUGAGAGAAAGAUAUUUUAACAAAAGAGAUGACAUUGUUUGAAUUGACCGAACACUAUGGAAUGAUUUUGGUUUAAUAUGUGGCUGUUUUACACCCAAGCUGUUUUCCCUCUGGUCCCGUUUCUUGAUCUAAUCAUCGUCCUGUCUGUGAAACCAGUCAACCAUUUCAUCCAUGAAGGAUUUGUGCAUCUUCUCUUCUCAUUUCUUGUUUUUUUUUGUCCAUGCUGUCAAUCAUCUGGUGUCUCAUUUUGGAAUGAAGCUCUUCACAUGCAUAACCACAAAGUGUCCGGACACAUCUGCAUCUUUACAUUCCAGUUAUCUGCUCUCCUCCCAGAUAAAAACUGUAAACAAUCACAGCGUUCUUAAACAUUUCCUCAAGAGAAUUAUUUUAGAAAUAUCUAAUUUAUUUGUUUAUUGUUUUGUUUUUAUAUGAAAUA